Molecule: messenger RNA, 1929 nt
Organism: Kalmanozyma brasiliensis GHG001
Lineage: Eukaryota; Fungi; Basidiomycota; Ustilaginomycetes; Ustilaginales
Product: Major facilitator superfamily
Exons: 1
Coding region: 1-1929 (642 amino acids)
Biological process (GO): xenobiotic detoxification by transmembrane export across the plasma membrane
Molecular function (GO): fluconazole transmembrane transporter activity
Source: RefSeq, a predicted model, not a curated record
AUGCUGGUCGACUACGGUAAUGACCACGGCAACGCGCCCAACCUGCACCAUCAGCCGAACCCCAACGAGCCCGCCCACCGACCCAAGCCGCACCAUGCUCGACCCUACCCUCUCCCCUGGUACCAGGACACUCUCUGGGGUGGAAUGAUCAACAAGCUCUCCAAGGGCAAAGUUCUUCCCUUCCCCGAAGAGCGAGCGGACUUUGUUCCGCCCGAAGAGUAUCUGCCUGGGUACAAGAGCAAGCACGCUUCGACCAACAGGACGGGGUCGCACGAUUCGAGGCUCUCUGGCUCGUCCACUUCGCCCGGCUCCGAGACGACCCACGUGGGCAGCCAGACGCCCAAGACGCCCAAGACAGGCAACUCCUCCUCCGCUGAGGAUGGCGACAAGUCGAACCGAGAAACGCCCCCGGACAACAUGGAGGACGACACCGAUCCGUACCUGAUCGACUGGAACGGCCCCUCCGACCCGGACAACCCGCAGAACUGGUCCAAUCCACGCAAGAAUUUUGUCACGGCGCUCCUGUGUCUGCUCACCUUCUCGGUCUACAUGGGCUCGGCAAUCUACACGCCCGGUGUCGAGCUGCUGGCCAACUACUUUGGGGUUGGCGUCGUCCCCGCUACGCUUGGAUUGUCGCUCUUUGUGGCAGGAUAUGGGCUUGGUCCGAUGGUGGGUUUGAGCAGUAUUUCGGAGAUCCCUGCUAUCGGACGGAGCAUGCCAUACUUGGUGACGCUGUUCCUGUUCGUGGUGUUGCAAAUCCCGACCGCGUUGGCGACCAACAUUGCAGGGUUUAUGAUCCUGCGUUUCCUCGCGGGUCUGUUCGGCUCUCCACCGCUGGCAACGGGCGGUGCGAGCAUUGGUGAUCUGUACGGCGCACGAAACCGACCUCUUGCGCUCGGCGUAUGGGGUCUCUCUGCAGUUUGCGGUCCCGUUCUCGGUCCUCUGAUCGGUGGAUUUGCAGCGCAGAGCUUCGGCGCAGAGGGCUGGAGGUGGACCAUCUGGCCCUUGCUCAUGCUCUCCGGCUUCACCCUCAUCAUCCUCAUCGUCACCCUGCCCGAAACAUCGUCCAGCAACAUCCUCUACCGUCGCGCCCAGAGACUGCGCAAACACACGGGCAACCCACACCUCCGCUCCAAGGGCGAGAUCUUUUCCGCCACGCUCACGGGCAAGGAGUUGGCGCUGAUGACUUUCGUCCGUCCCUUCCUGCUGUCUUUCACCGAGCCCAUCGUGCUGGGUAUCAACUUCCACAUCGGUCUCGUGUACGGUAUCCUCUAUCUCUGGCUAGAGGCCUUCCCGAUCGUGUUCGUCCAGACCUACGGCUUCAACUACGGCGAACUCGGUCUGGCCUUUAUGGGCAUCUUUGUGGGUGCGAUCAUCACCUACUUCUUCUUCGUCCUCUGGCACCGUUAUUCGUACGGCCCGACGUUUGAUCGUCAGAACGGCAAGGUGGCACCGGAGAAAUGGCUCGAGCCGGCCAUCGUGGGUGCGUGGGCCAUCCCGCUGUGCAUGUUCGGUUUCGGCUGGACAGCUAAUGCGAGCAUCCACUGGAUCGUCCCCAUCAUCCUCUCCAGCUUCUUCAGCGUGGGAACCUUCCUGCUGUUCCAGUCGGGGUUGGCGUAUCUGGGCGAUUGCUACCCGGAAUACAUCGCCAGUGUCUACGCGGGUAACGACUUUUUCAGAGCAAGCAUCGGCGCUGCUCUCCCACUGGUCGCAAGGGCCAUGUUCAACAACCUCCAGGCAAACGGGCCCGCGGCAUUCCCCGUCGCUUGGGGAAGCACCCUCAUCGGCUGCAUCUCAGUCGUCAUGGGCCCCAUCCCCCUGUUGCUCUGGAAGUACGGCCCCUGGCUCAGGUCCAAGUCCAAGUACGCGAUCGACCCCACCGCCGGCGGCGACAGCAAGACGGACGAGAAGCAAAACAGCUCGGCUUAG